AUGCACUCCCAAAACGACGGGGGCUUCACAGUUCACUGUGCCGAGCUCAAAUGGCUCCCCCUUGCCCCGGGAGUCGAGAUCAAGGUCGUCAAGCUUGUCCCCGAGACCGGCGAGAACACAAUCAUGGUGCGGGCCCAGCCGGGGGGUCUGCUGCCACGACACCGUCACCUUGAUAGUGCAGAGAUCUAUGUUCUAAAGGGCACCGGUGCCCAUCCCCAGACUGGCGCUUUCGCGGCAGGCGACUAUAUCUCGGAGAGUAAAGGGGCGGUUCACGACCCGCUGCCGUUUGCGUGCGAGACCGAGCUGUUGAUGGUCAGUCGUGGUGCGUCUGUUUUCUUGGCCGAUGAUGGAUCGGAUAUGUUUACUAUGGAUGUUGUUAUGUUGCAGGGGUUGGUGGAUGCCGCGAAGGGGGCAUAA
Aspergillus bombycis is the source of this 417-nucleotide messenger RNA. RefSeq lists its product as uncharacterized. Bases 1 to 417 code for a protein of 138 amino acids. NCBI's taxonomy places the organism in Eukaryota, Fungi, Ascomycota, Eurotiomycetes, Eurotiales, Aspergillaceae. The record is from RefSeq and is a predicted model, not a curated record. The transcript has a single exon.